GGAGUAGUGGGUGACCCCUAAAUUCAAUGAACGAAAGCCACCACUUUCAAGUCUUGGCUGGAACUAGAAGUCGUCUCUAUGGGGUAAACGUUUGAUGCACAUAUCAAAAAUCAACUCGCCAACCAUAAUGGACUUCGUUGAUAUCUUGUUUACCCUUCAAUUCAUCUGUUUCUGUCGUUACACUUUUUGAAGAUUUCCAGAUGAAGGAAAGUAAUUUGCAGACUUCGUUGAUAUGUUUAGACCUCUGUAUAUUCCUUGUUAUCUUCUUAUCAAGAACAACUUCUGCUGCUUAUUAUCCUUAUGAAGCAUGUGUCCCCAGGAAUUGCGGCCUUGGUCCGAACAUAAACUUCCCAUUUUACAUCCCAGGGCUGCGAGAAUCUUUCUGUGGAUACCCUGGAUUUGCGCUGAAUUGUAGCCAACAAGGAUUUCCAGUUCUUCAGUUGUCUGGAGAUGAAUAUGUUGUCCAAGAAAUUUUCUAUGAGACACGAUCUCUCCGGGUAUACAACGCAGCUGUCUUAAGUUCAAACGGCACUGGUUGUCUUCCAAGAACGAUCAGAAACACGACUCUCCCGACAAGCACGUUCGGUUUCUCCGGUAACGUGACACGGCUCCGUUUGUUCUCCAACUGCACUAAUUCGUCGCCCGAGAAUCUUUGGAGGCACAGAGUUGGCUGUGAUGGGAAUGGUAGAGAUAGAUGGGAUUUGGCGAUAUAUGAUAAGGAUGAGAAUUUUACAAAUAUUGCAUUGAAAAACUGCGAGAGAAACGUGGUUGCACCGGUAGAAGAUGAUGGAAACAGCGGCCCAGGAAAUGUUGAUGAAGUCUUGAGAAGGGGGUUUGUCUUGAACUGGACAGCAAAUGACUGCAGUCCAUGUGAACUAAGUGGUGGCCGUUGCGGCUUCAAUGAGACUAUUUACCAUUUUAGAUGCUUCUGCCCUGACAGGCCUCAUUCUAGGAGCUGCAGACUUGUUUCAGGAAAAAGCAGACUAAAAAUAAUUUUAAUACCAAGUUUUGCGGCUGCUCUAAUUGUAGUAACCACCUUCUUAUUAGUCUUAGUGAUUUUGAUCAAGAGGAAGAGGAUGAAGAAUGCAUUCAACUACAAGAAGGUGGAAGUCUUUUUGAAGAACCAUGGAAGUCUUGCACCACGAAGAUACAAAUACUCAGAACUCAAGAAAAUGACCAAGUCAUUCAGUGACCACUUAGGCAGAGGAGGGUAUGGGAAUGUCUAUAAAGGAAAGUCGCAAGACGGGCGUCUCUUGGCCAUCAAAAUUCUAAACGAAUCCAGAGAUGAUGGGGAGGAAUUCGUGAAUGAGGUCGCGAGCAUCAGUGCAACUUCCCAUGUUAACAUUGUCACACUUGUCGGAUUCUGCUUUGAGGGCUCUAAAAGAGCUCUUGUAUACGAGUUCAUGCCGAAUGGCUCUCUUGACAGGUUCAUAUGCGGUACUUCUUUAUCAGAUGCAGACCGCUUGGAGUGGGGAAAAUUGUUUGAGAUUGCAGUGGGAAUUGCUCGUGGGCUUGAAUACUUGCAUCGUGGCUGUAACACGAGAAUCUUGCACUUGGACAUAAAGCCUCACAACAUUCUCCUAGACAAGGAUUUUAAUCCAAAAAUAUCAGAUUUUGGGCUAGCUAAACUAUGUCCUGAUAGAGCCAGCAUCAUAUCAAUGUCCGGGACAAGAGGGACGAUAGGUUACAUAGCUCCAGAGGUAUUCUGUAGAAACUUUGGAGAUGUUUCGCACAAAUCAGAUGUCUACAGCUAUGGCAUGAUGGUGUUGGACAUAGUUGGAGAAAGGAGAAACAAUAAUCCAAAAAUCGAUCAUGAUCAUUCUAGUCAAACGUAUUUCCCACAUUGGAUAUAUAAGCACCUUGAACUGAACGACGAGGAUGGCAUUGUGGGGGGAGAAGAAUGCCAUCUCAUAAAGAGAAAACUAGCAAUUGUUGGGUUGUGGUGCAUACAGACUAAUCCAAAAGAUAGGCCGUCGAUGAGCAGAGUGGUGGAAAUGCUGGAUGGAAGAGUUGAGUCAUUGCAAGUCCCACCAAAGCCUUACUUGUCUUCACCCCCUAGACCAGCAGCAGCCCAUGAUGCUUCAGUUUCUGACUCAUCAAUGUAGUUUACUACCAUGUUUGCAUUUGUUACAACAUUGUAACGACGUCGUUACCGUCAUAGCUUCUACCAUGAAUGUGAAGUAAGAAGCUCUUAGAGUAUUACAGCUUGUUUGCAAUAUCAAAAGAUCGGGAAAUGAUGAUUCCACGAUCCCAAAAGUUGCAAACUUUUGAACAGAAUCAUACUAAACAUAUUCUUAGUCAUACAUUUAUAAGAAAUUUUUUAAAAUGA
Sesamum indicum (sesame) is the source of this 2329-nucleotide messenger RNA. Its product is annotated as LEAF RUST 10 DISEASE-RESISTANCE LOCUS RECEPTOR-LIKE PROTEIN KINASE-like 2.1. Gene Ontology annotation, molecular function: protein kinase activity; ATP binding; polysaccharide binding. Lineage: Eukaryota; Viridiplantae; Streptophyta; Magnoliopsida; Lamiales; Pedaliaceae. The record is from RefSeq and is a predicted model, not a curated record. Gene Ontology annotation, biological process: protein phosphorylation.